AUGGCCGACAACAAAGUCACCUCCGAGGGCGAGUAUCCCUCUCACAAUGAAAAGACGACGGCCAUUCAUGAAGAUCGUGAGCCGGAAUUGGCCGAUGCCGAUKGUCGUCGUCGCUCUGUUGCGAUGAACAUUGUUCACAAUCCUCUCAAGCGCGUUUCCCCCGAUCAAGCCGCCAACGAUGGCCGGAGCUUUGCCAUUACGGCGGGCAUGCCCGAACACGCCGAUCUCUUCGCCCGAGCGGCCCUCGUGGCUCGCGAUCCCGACGACUUCACCCUACCACAUCUCGAAGAUGCCGAGCGCGAUGCCCUCACGUAUGAGCGCGACCACAAAUGGCACGGCCCGAAAAUGCUGUGGUAUUCCAUUGGCCUCUGUGCCAUUGGAGCCGCCACGCAAGGUUGGGAUCAGACGGGCUCCAAUGGUGCAAACUUGGGUUUCCCCCAGGACUUUGGCAUCAAUCCCAAAGCGCCUGGCAUUUCUGCCGCCGAGGCAGACGCCAAUCGAUGGAAGGUGGGAUUGAUCAACGCCAUUAUUUUCCUGACGGCCGGUUUGAUCGGCGCAUUCAUCGUCGACCCUCUCAACCACUAUCUCGGACGUCGUGGUGAAAUCUUCCUCACAGCCCUCUGCCUCACCGCCACUCCCAUCGGCUCGGGAUUCGCUCGAACAUGGCAAGAACUCUUCGCCGCACGAUUCGUCAUGGGAAUCGGCAUUGGUGCGAAGAACGCCACGGUUCCAAUCUACUCCGCAGRAAUGGCACCCGCACGCAUUCGAGGUGCUCUGGUCAUGUUCUGGCAGUUAUGGGUCGUGGCCGGAAUCUUCCUGGGUUUCUGCGCCAAUGUCAUUGUUAAGGACGCCGGUCCCAUUACCUGGCGUCUUCAACUCGGCUCGGCCUUUAUUCCCUCGUUCAUCCUCGCAGUCGGCAUCUUCUUCUGCCCAGAAUCCCCGAGAUGGCUGAUGAAGCAUGGCAAGAUAAAGGAGGGUUUCCGCUCCAUGGAUCGUCUGCGAGCUCAUCCCAUCAUCGCCGCGAGAGACUACUACUACUCCUAUGUCAUCUAUCAGGAAGAACUCAAGGUCGCCGGUGGCUCGGGAUACUUUCAACGCAUGUGGGACUGUUUCGCCGUUCCCAGAAUCAGGCGUGCAAACUACGGUGCUUCGACGGUGAUGAUUGCGCAGCAAAUGUGUGGUAUCAACAUCAUCUCCUUCUACAGCUCCACCAUCUUCGAGGACGUCGGAUAUACCGCCACCCAAGCUCUCUACGCAUCUCUGGGAUAUGGAGCCAUCCAAGUCGUUGCCACCAUCCCCACCCUCUUCCUCAUCGACACCAAAGGACGCAGAACUUUGACUUUGGCGACGUUCCCCAUGAUGGCCAUCUUCCUCCUCGCAGCCGGUCUCUCCCUCCUCAAUACCGCAUCCCAAACCGGCCACGAAGUCGAUCGAAGCCAAGCCUCUCAAAUCGGACCCGUCGUAUUAUUCGUCUACCUCUUCACAAUCAUGUACUCUCUAGGCGAAGGUCCCGUGGCAUUCCAAUACUCGGCCGAAGUCUUCCCCACCAUUCAGCGUGAACAGGGAAUGGCUUGGGCAGUGUGCAUCAACAAUACUUUUGCCGGAAUUCUCUCCCUCACGUAUCCUGCGAUGAGUGAUGCCAUGACACCUGUUGGAGCUUUCGGAUUCUACGCCGGAUUAAACCUCAUAGCCUGGGGCAUGAUUUUCUGUUUCGUGCGCGAGACCAAACAACUCACUCUGGAAGAAUUGGAUCAAGUCUUCUCCGUCCCCACGAGGGAAUUCCUCGCCUACGAGACGAAAGUCUGGCUACCCUAUUUCAUCAAACGCCACAUUUUCCGCAAGAAUAUCGCGAAACCCCCACCGAUCAUCGCAAAAGCCGAAAAGGAGGAUUCGGAAUUUUCGAAUUGA
Ramularia collo-cygni is the source of this 1908-nucleotide messenger RNA. RefSeq names its product related to myo-inositol transport protein ITR1. Gene Ontology annotation, molecular function: myo-inositol:proton symporter activity. Bases 1 to 1908 code for a protein of 635 amino acids. Gene Ontology annotation, cellular component: membrane. NCBI's taxonomy places the organism in Eukaryota, Fungi, Ascomycota, Dothideomycetes, Mycosphaerellales, Mycosphaerellaceae. The record is from RefSeq and is a predicted model, not a curated record. Gene Ontology annotation, biological process: transmembrane transport. The transcript is spliced from 9 exons.